Nicotiana tabacum (common tobacco) is the source of this 1591-nucleotide messenger RNA. Its product is annotated as cinnamoyl-CoA reductase-like SNL6. The record is from RefSeq and is a predicted model, not a curated record. NCBI's taxonomy places the organism in Eukaryota, Viridiplantae, Streptophyta, Magnoliopsida, Solanales, Solanaceae. Gene Ontology annotation, molecular function: oxidoreductase activity, acting on the CH-OH group of donors, NAD or NADP as acceptor.
ACACAUAAAGAGAGCCCACAAAGAUGACGAAUUUAAUGCAGAUUUCGCGAUACAAGAGAGCAUUUUUUUCCUCACUAGUUUGGUAUAGGCUGUAUCUAACUACUUCUACUUCGUUUGCCAACCAUAUACUUAACCACACACUCUUUUAAUGAUUUAGUUUCCUUCUUCUUUAAAUACCAUCUCACUUUUUCUUAUCCUAUUAUUACUAGCUUUUGCUUUUUCAAUUUGUCCAGUCCGCCUUGACAUUUUAAAGGAGAAAAAGGGGUUGCUUCUUAUUUGGCCGGGGGGAGUCAUGACUAUUGCACAAGACUUGUAUAAUGAGCAGGAUUCAAUGUUUUGUUCAAAGAAAGUUUGUGUAAUGGAUGCAGCUGGUCAGCUUGGAUCCACACUCGUACACCGUCUCUUGCUCAGAGGUUACACUGUCCACGCCGCUUUUCAAAACCAUGAUGAAAUGCAGCGUUUUAAGAGGAAAUAUGCUGGUGGAAAUGUGGACGAAAGCAAAAGCAAGAAGUUGAUAUGUUUUCAUGCUGAUCCCUUAGAUUAUCACAGCAUAGUGGACACUCUCAAAGGCUGUUGUGGCCUCUUUUACUCUUUCGAGCCUCCCACCGAUUAUCCUACCUACGACGAAUUGAUGGGAGAAAUGGAAGUGAGAGCAGCUCACAAUGUGAUGGAAGCCUGUGCACAAACAGAUACCCUAAACAAGGUAGUCUUUACAUCCUCUGCCACAGCUGUGUUAUGGGGCACAAGGAAGAGGGACCAACAUGACUCUCCCCAUUCUCAUUCUUGCGUCGACGAAAGAGAUUGGACCGACAUCAGCUUUUGCAAAAAAUACAAGUUAUGGCACGGGCUAUCAAAGACACAAGCAGAGAAAGCAGCAUGGGCAUUGGCAAUGGACAGAGGAGUAAGCAUGGUUUCCAUAAACGGAGGGUUGUUAAUUCAUCCAGAUCUCAAUAUCAGAGAACCUUACUUGAAGGGAGCAGCUGAAAUGUAUGAAGGUGGUGUGUUUGUUGCAGUGGAUCUCAAGUUCUUGGUAGAUGCUCAUAUGUGUGUGUUUGAGGAUGUUUCCUCUUACGGACGAUACUUAUGCUUCAACAGAGUCAUAAACUCCAGUAAAGAUGCUACAACUCUAGCCAAUAUGCUUCUGCCUCCUUCAGCUUCAUCAAAAACAGAAAGUUUGGAGGAUGAUAUGGUCUAUGAGCAAAGGAUUAGCAACCAGAAACUAAACAAGUUGAUGCUGGAAUUUGAAACUGGAUCAGAUGUCCAGGUCUAUUGAUUGAUGCCGUUACUGUGUAUAAAGCAUGGCUCUUACUAAACUAAUUGAGGAAGAUUGAGGAGUAUUGUUUUGCCCCAAGGAGACGAGAAGAGCUCCCUCAAAAUUUAGAUAGAUUUUUGAGGUUCAAGACCUCAUCAUAAGUUUGUUACAAAUUGGACUUACAACAAAGUUGCAUAUACAGCAUGACAGAAAUGUUAAAUGACCAACAGAAGCAUUUUGCAUAGAGGCAAGCCUUGAUAUAUGUAACAAUAGCUAGUACCUUUUCGCUUGCAAAUUACUAUAGAAUGAAAUUGAUUAGAAUUGAUGUUUUGUCCCUAA